Messenger RNA from Gopherus flavomarginatus (Mexican gopher tortoise), 711 nucleotides. RefSeq names its product putative zinc finger protein 286B. Gene Ontology annotation, biological process: regulation of transcription by RNA polymerase II. Bases 1 to 591 code for a protein of 196 amino acids. The record is from RefSeq and is a predicted model, not a curated record. The transcript is spliced from 2 exons. Gene Ontology annotation, cellular component: nucleus. Gene Ontology annotation, molecular function: DNA-binding transcription factor activity, RNA polymerase II-specific; RNA polymerase II cis-regulatory region sequence-specific DNA binding. Lineage: Eukaryota; Metazoa; Chordata; Testudines; Testudinidae.
AUGGGAAAGAGCAAAAAUACAUGCACUGAGUGUGGGAAAAACUUGCGUGACUAUUCAGCCCGUAAAGAGCAUCAUAGAAUCCACACAGUUAUUACCCAUCAGAGAAUCCACACAGGGGAGAGGCCCUAUGAAUGCAGUGAGUGUGGGAAAAAUUUCACUCACAGAUUCAGCCUUAUUUAUCAUCAGAGAAUCCACAUGAGGGAGAGGCCCUUUAAAUGCCAUGAGUGUGGAAAAUGCUUCAUUAACACCUCAACUCUUUCUAAACAUCAGAGAAUCCACACAGGGGAGAAGCCCUAUGAAUGCAGUGAGUGUGGGAAAAUUUUCACUCACAGAUCAGGCCUUUCUGAACAUCAGAGAAUCCACACAGGGGAGAGGCCCUAUGAAUGCAGUGAGUGUGGGAAAACUUUCAAUCAGAGCUCAAACCUUAUUACUCAUCAGAGAAUCCACACAGGAGAGCGACCCUAUGAAUGCAGUGAGUGUGGGAAAACCUUCGCUUGGCACUCAGCCCAUGUUAGUCAUCAGAGAAUCUGCCAGGGAGCUCAACACCAUAAAAACCUCCAGGGCAGGCCUGCACAACUCGUAAAGCGGUGAGGGCCAUAUUACUCCAAAGAAAACAGCUGAGGGCUGAACUCACCCCGCGCCCAGUGCUGACAGAACACCACCCCACCAAAACACACACACACCUAGUGCUGCCUGCACUGUGGAAACAAA